CUCUUCUCCUACCCUCCCUUACCUUGAAUUUAGAUACUGUAUUAAUAGUGUAAUAUAUGUAAAUGUGAUGUGAAUAAAUGUCCUGCAUGUAAGGUUUGUUAUGAUUUUUAUGAAUUUGAUCUGGUACUCCAAAAGGUUGUAAUUAUCCAACAGCAAGUGGUUUGAUUACAGGAUAGACCAAGAUAGAUAACAUUCCAGUAUACAGUUCAACCCCUCAAAUGAAAAAUUAGUAGGAUGAGUAAUGGAAUUGAUACAAGAAGUCUGUCUAUAAAGACAUCAACUUCAUCAAUCAAUAAUGCAGAAGUUGAUGUCCAAAGGUUAUAUGAAUCGAUAUUAAAAGUGAUCAUAUUAGAGUAUUCCAAUGAAGUACGAUUCAGAAUGCCCAUUUACAAACCAGCCACCGCAGUGGCUGAUGUUUCAUUACCUUCAAAUCUAUUAAGACAUCUUAAAUCAGAAUUGAAAUCAAUUGCUUUAAAUAAAAGCAAAACUAGUUAUGAUACCUUAACCAAGAACUCAUUAUUACGGUUCUAUAGUGAGAUCUCAGCUCCUGGUUUCCAAAUCGAUAUGAAACCUCUGUCAUUAGUAGGUAAAUUUGCUCAAUGUUCUACCAAAAUCAUCACCACCAGUAAUAUCACCGAUAGUAAAGAAAUCAAUAAAUUAGUAUCAUCUCAAACCAUCACUUUCGUCAAGAUUGUCAUUGAUUUAUUAAAGAAUGAUAGGAAUAAAGACGCCAUCAUAGCCAAGUUUGAAGAAAGUAAACGAAUGCUUAAUCCUCGUCAAUCAUGGCAAGUGGAUGCUAGUGUCGAAUAUCUUGAACCAUCUUAUAAUAUAAAUGAUAUGGAUCCAAGUAUGAUCUUACUCCUUCAUAAGUUAUUCUCCCAUACGGUUAUGACCAUACAGUUGGAUAUAAAUCGAUUGAAAGGAUCUGUACUGUCUAAAGCUUAUCAUAAAGAUAUCUUAUCAAUCUUAAAUAAUGAAAAUAUGACAGUAUCAAAAUUCACUACGAAUGAAGGGUAUGAAAGAUAUAAUGAAAAUCUUAAUAAAGAAGGUAAUCGAUUGAUUGAUAAAUAUAAGAUCCCUGACAAGGCAAGAUUAAUACCAUUACCAAAAUUAACCCCUGGUGAAGAAUUUUAUUUUUUACCCCCUUCUUCCCAAACAUUUGCAUAUUAUAUUAAAUUGAUCCGUCUAAGUUUAGACGUUUCCCAAGAAGAAGCUGAAUCAAGGACACUCUUGUUUUCAACAGAGAAUACGGCAUUGUUAAGACUUAUCCAUACUUCUUGGCUUAUAGAUAUACCGACAAGAGCAGUAGCAUUAUACACGGCGAUGAAUACAUCGAAUGAGAAAUUAAAUGAUGAAUAUGUCUUUGAUCUUGAAAAUGGAUUGAAGAUAUUUGAUAUAGUGAAGAAGAUCUUACAAGAAGGACAACUUGAUACCAAUGAUAGAUCAAAAUGGACCAGUCGUGAUCAAAACGAAUGGACAAAGAAUUUGACCUUGACUUAUAAUAAAGUAGCAUUAUCGAUUAAGAAUUCGAUUUUUGAUAUUUAUGAAAAGGGUCAAUCUAGUUGUAUACCAUAUUUCCAUUUCUUACAUGAAUUUAUUGAAAAUGAUCCGUUAUUUCCUAGAGUAGAAGCAACUGGAUUAACCAAGAAAUGGCAUCAAAGAUUGAAUAAUGCAUUAUUGAAUUUAUCUAUAGCAAGAUAUAAAUUCUUAUUUAAGAAAUUACCCAGAGAUCGAAAAUUAGAAAUUAAAGAUUUACAAAAGUUGAUCAGAAAGAUUCAAGAUGAUAGUGAAAAUCUUUCUGGGAAAUUUCCUACUUCAUUGGUUGGUGAUAUCAACGUGGCGAAAAUAUCGACCGUUAUAACACUUGCAUUCUUUUCAUAUGAUUCUCUUCGUGUAUUAAAGAAUGUUAGCCAUUAUGAUACAGACAUACUAUAUGAGUUAUUAUUUGAUAAGCUCUCCAUUUAUAAAACAAUGAAAGAAAUGUUUACAUUAUUACAAAGAAUAAUUGGAGAGAUUGAUAUCAAAUUCUUGACAGAUUAUUUUAAAAUCCAAAUUGCCAAAGAUAAUAAUAAAGCAUAUUUCCUUGAACUUUACAGAUCACUUCAAAAUCCAUCGAUUGUGAUUGAUCGGUUGGAAUCGAUCUUAUUUCCUGUAGUGUCCGAGUAUACAGAAGGUAUGGACACUACAGUAAGAGAUAUCGUGUCCAGCUCUAUUGAAAUAGAUGACUUUUUACCCGAUAAAGACCAAAAAUAUAGUACAUCUCCUAAAGAUAUCUUUAAAUUCAUAACUGAUUUACGAAGUAAUAUAAAUGAACUUGGAUGGGUCAAUAAAACACAUAACGCUAGUUUUUAUUCUUCAUUCUUAAAAGCAGUUUCUAAUGGUGCUUUGCAAUAUUCAGAUACUAUCAUGAAUAAAAUAUCAGAUGAUUUAGAUAAUCAAGAUCAUGAUCAAAAUUUCAAAUUACGUCAAGAAUUAUGUGUGGCUUUGAAUGAUUUAUCUAAAGUUAUGGAAUAUCUUAUUCUUCUCGAUACAGGGAAUACAAUUGAUUUAUCUAUUCUUAAAUCAGAAGAGGAUACUAAUGCUCUCAAAAGCCAUGUAUUCACUAUCAGAGUCAUCAGAGCUGAGAAUUUAAUGCAUUUAGAUGCAUCGGGUAAGAAAUCAAUUCUUAAAUACCCUUAUGUACAAUUAACUGAUAUGGAAUCAGCUAAAGUAGUUGGAAAAACAAGAGCUUGGGCCAGCACGUCAAAUCCAGAAUGGGAUGAAGAAUUCGAAGUCACCUUAUUAGGAAAUAUGAGUUUAAAGCUUGCCUUAAGUGUUUGGGAUGAUAAAUCGAAACAAGCAAUCUUAUGUGGAAGAGCUAAUAAAGAAAUUGAUCCUCGAAAAUUUACAGGUGAUGGUACACCUCAAGAAUUUCUGUUGGAAAUCGGUACUCAAGGUACAGUUAUAAUUGAAGUAUCGGUUGAAGAUGAAACUGGUGAUGCUAUGUUUUUAAUGGGUAAAGCAGUUAGAUCAUUAAAGAGGAGUGAAACUAGAUCAGUGAAAUUGAUUGUCGAUAAAUUCUUAAACUCGAUUCAAGAAUGUAUUUCAACUGUUAAUUUAAAUCUUGUUUGUGGUACAACUGGUAAGAAAGAACCUACUGAAGAUGAAAUGGAGUCAGUGUUGGAACCACUUAAACAUUACUUCAAUUCUAAUUUAGAAGUAUUGGCUCAAAAUUUAACUAGUGAAUCAUUACGAUUAAUAAUUGAAGCUACUUGGAACUUAGUAGUAGGAUGUAUUGAUGAGUUAGUACUACCAAAGUUAACUAGUUCAUUUUCACUUCAAGUUUUAUUAAGAGGUUCAGCAACGUUAGGCUUACAAGGUACCAUAUCUUCCGCUAUGGCUAUGGCUUCAUUAAGUAGAAAUGGAAAAUUGGUUACCAGAAAUGAGUUAACCACCGUGUUUUAUUGGCUUGAAAGUAUGAAAGGAUUCUUUGAAAGUGAUGUAGUUGAUGUGGCACUGAAUGAAAAAUAUAAAUCACUCUUGCUAUUUCCCGAAAUAUUUUAUAAGGAUACUCAUUCAUUAAUGCUGGAAAUAGAAGGUAUAUCAGCAGAAUCAUUAUAUUAUGAUAAUGAUGGUCGUGAUAAUAAUCUACAUAGAACACCAUCGGCCAUUGGAAGAAUAUUUCGAAGUAGAACUAUCGUGGCACAUGCUACAAGAUCAAAUAGAAAGGAGGCAGCUACUUUAUUAAAGAAUUCUAAAAAGGAUCCAAAUUUCUUAAGAAAAACUAGAGAAGAUAUGAUUUUAAGAUUAUUAAUUGCUAGAAAUGAAAAGAAUUUCGUAGUCAGACGAUUACAAGCUAGAGAAAAAUCAGCUCAAAAAGCUGCUAUAACGAAUUUAGCUUUAAUGAUUACUCAAACAAAUAUUCAUAAGUAAAUUUAAUAAACACAAAAUUAUACAUUUUUUUAAAAAAAUACUAAA
Messenger RNA from Scheffersomyces coipomensis, 3957 nucleotides. RefSeq lists its product as uncharacterized. NCBI's taxonomy places the organism in Eukaryota, Fungi, Ascomycota, Pichiomycetes, Serinales, Debaryomycetaceae. The record is from RefSeq and is a predicted model, not a curated record. Bases 235 to 3912 code for a protein of 1225 amino acids. The transcript has a single exon.